UUUUGACAGUGUUUCCUGCCUUGCUGACUCUACGUCCCUCUCAGACAUCACGUUUGAUGGCAAUCCAAUAGCUCAAGAGUCAUGGUACAAACACACUGUCCUUCAGAACAUGAUGCAGCUGCGCCAGCUAGACAUGAAGAGAAUCACGGAAGAAGAAAGGCGUGUGGCAUCUGUUGUAGCCAAAAAAGAGGAAGAGAAGAAGCGGGAGAGUCAAAAGCAGUCACUCCUGAAGGAGAAGAAAAGGUUAACAAUUAACAACGUGGCUCGAAAGUGGGACUUGCAACAUCGAGUGGCUAACAUCGCUGCAAAUCAAGCUAGAAAGGACCCGGACGCUCCUCCCCAAGACCCCUGUCCACUCGACGGAGGCCCCAUCUCUGCCCUUCCUGAGGACGCUGGGUCUGUGGACGCAGGGCUCGAGGGUUCUCUGCAAGACUUAUCUGUCAUAGACUCACACCUCGUGGAGGUGGAGGGGGACACACUGUCGCUGUAUGGAUCAGGAGCCCUGGAGUCCCUGGAUCGGAACUGGAGCAUGCAGACAGCAGGGAUGGUCACCACUGUCGCCUUCACGUUCAUAGAGUUUGAUGAAAUCGUGCAAGUGCUCCCCAAACUGAAGAUGAAGUUCCCCAACUCCCUGCACCUUAAGUUCAAGGAGACGAACCUGGUGAUGCUACAGCAGUUCAACGCACUUGCACAGCUCCGCCGCAUCGAGCAGCUGACAAUCGACCCUCAAGGAAACCCAGUGGUCAAUUUUACACUCUGGAAAUACUACGUACUGUUCAGACUGAGUCAUUUCAGCAUGCAGAAGAUCAAUGGAACCGAGGUGACACAGAAUGACAUGAUCAUGGCAGAAAGGCUCUUUGGGGUCCUGGCUCACGUGGCCUCUUCUGAGUUACCGCAGUACCGUCUGAUCUCAAUUCUGGGCGAGGCCAGAAAAAAGCAAUUCCGGUAUCUACUAGACACCAAAGGGAAAAAGCCCUGUAUUGUCAGUGAAGAGAAUAAUGACAGCAAAAGACUUGUGGGAGAAAACACAAACCGUGCCACCCUGAACUACACCACUAGAGAGUUUUACAACGAGAAGCUAGAGGAGAUAAAGGAAAAAAAGAAAUUCUGCAAGGUGUAUGUAGAAGACCUUGUAAAAGAAGCCGCAGAGAUCAACAUGAAAAGCGAAGCCUUGCAGAAGCUUUGGCCGCAGAUGUUCAUCGAGCUGGUGAGGGACGCCGUCAUAGAGGUUCACAACAAGAACUCCUACAUGAAGUUCUGCCUGCAGCAGGUCACCGACCGCAAGUAGCAAGAGCCUCAGGCCAGUCCACUUGGGCAGCUUUGUUAUUUUUAAGGCUGGAAAUGCGAAGUUGAACAUGUCCGAGACAACAGCGCUAGCCUCCAAACAGAAAGAUUAAUAUCAGAGCACCAUUGCCCCCAGUUCCAGAGUGAAGCUAGAAGGAAAGGCGGAGGCUUGUUUCCUGCAUGUGGACACGAGCAGCCUUUGCAAACAGCGUGUCGGGUGGCUUGGUGUUAGGUCAGCCAUGCAGCGAUGGGUCCUGCUCUCCUUGCACCCUGCUGAAGGGUCAGCAUAGGUUGCUUCUACUU
This is a messenger RNA of Castor canadensis (American beaver), 1587 nucleotides long. RefSeq names its product leucine rich repeat containing 49 (gene Lrrc49). NCBI's taxonomy places the organism in Eukaryota, Metazoa, Chordata, Mammalia, Rodentia, Castoridae. The record is from RefSeq and is a predicted model, not a curated record. Gene Ontology annotation, molecular function: protein binding.